GAUUGCGGGAAAAUUACCUUUAUGAAUAUCGAAAAGGUCAAAAGGUCACGCCGAUUGAUUGUGGACAACAUACCUUUGAGGCUUUGACUGGGCAUCUCCUAUCCACCCCAAUCAAGCCCUCGUGACUUACGAUGGAGUCCACGGAGAUCUACGAUCUUCUAAUUCUGGUCGAUGCGACAUCCUCGAUGUACUCUUAUCUUGCUGCCCUACGAACCUCCUUGCCGCAAAUCAUCUCAAUUUCGACUCUGACGGACUGCUUCUCCCGAGUAGGCCUGCUCGCAUAUAGAGACUACUGCGACACGGAGCUCUUGGAUUGGUCCGGGUGGUUCUCUCCAUCAUCGGUAUCCGACGAGCCAGCAGUUGAUUUGAUCCUGAAAGUCGAGAAGUUGUAUCCCAUGAGUGGUGGCGAUGGACCAGAAGCCACCAAGACGGGAUUGGCGAGGGCCUAUGAGCUCAUGAGAAAGGAGGCAAAGACUAUCAUCUUGCUGUAUACUGAUGCUGCACCUCAUACGUAUGCCAAUGGGUCACUGACGGAUCGCUAUUCCAACCUCGCUCACGAGCUCGCAGCACUCAAAGAUGCCUCUUCGUAUGGAGGAUAUGGUCCAAACUUCCGGGAUUGGGUCUCGGCGACUUUGAUGCUGACCGGGAACCAUGGAGAUAAAGAAUGUCAAGCAUUCAGCGUUCUGGGGCCGCACAUGGGACUUGAUUCCAUCGGAUACUAUAAUUACCUCUCCACCAUGACUGGUGGAGCAUGCCUUCAACUCCAUGAUUCCAAGCCAGCGACCAUCUCCAAGGUGACUGUAGAGGCUUUAUUGGCAUGGAUGGGUGUAGAAAAGACAGGUGUUUCAACGACCCUGGAGUUGCCAGCACACCUGAUAAGAUACACCUCAGUGGAGAACAUCGAGAAGCUGGUCGAUGAGAAGGAUAAGGCUGCAAAGCCCUUCUUUUUGAUCCCUUCUUCCUCUUACAACCCUUUCAUUCCUUCUUCCCGUUACAAAAUAGACGGGGAUUCCAAUAUCACCAAGAUCUGGCUUUCCCUAGAUACACUCAAGAAGCAUCUGCCCAAGAAAACGACCCCAGUUCAGGAUUUUGCUAAGAGGUAUGCCGAAGACCCCCGAUACAGGAUUAUUGCUGUGGAACAGCUCAGGAAGAUCAUCUACGGCGAUGUUUCUGCGAUCUCUCUCAAUCCAGUGUUCGGUUCUUUGUGGCGGGUGGUUUGCAAUGAUCGAGAUAAUGAGGCACGAGAUGAGCUCACUACAGCCUUUGGCUCACAGAUCGACCGCAUUGCUGAUGCCAAUGAAAAGGCACGUAUGAAGGUCUGGCUGGAGGAAUCUUAUGACUACACUGCCGAGGUUCUCGCAACGAUCAACUCAGUACCAUUAGAUCAGCGGUUCCCAUGUGUUUGCCUUGAUCCAACAUUGUCCUUUACUCAUACGACAGAGGAUGGCGACACUGAACAGACUGAAGACAAAGCCAUUACCUUGUUUCGACGGGAUGAACUCCUUGAAAUCGGUCGUUCCUGCGAUUACAAGAUACUCCGCCGCCUUGGUCGCGUCUUGACACGGCUCACAUACAUCAAUUCCGCUGAUGAGGUACCAGCCCAUAUUGCUGCCGCCCCGGAAACAGAGAUUCCGAGAAUCCCUAUAUCGCUCGCUCGCCCUGAACACAAGCGUCGAUUCUGGAGGAUACUGCUGCACAUUGUGGUACCGGGGACCAUGCUUUCAGGCAGACCCGCAGCGCUGCUUGCAGCUCUCAGCAUUCGUCUUGGGGUUCAGCCUCUUUUGCAAGCCGCUGAGCAGGAGAUGCUGCUAUGGCGUGAGCGAUGGAAUGACCCUAAGAUUUCAGAGACUUGGAAUGUUAGCUGUCUCUCACUUCUCAUGGAUGCUGAUGAAGCAUAUCGAAAGAGACUCGAGGACCAGGAUGCAUCUAGGCAACAUGAUGUCAAGUAUGCAACCUUACUGAACACCUCUGAUCGCUCGGUCUUCAAACUCUUGGUCUCGUACAAAAUGCUUCAGCUUAACUUGGACACCACGCUGACUGCUCGGGUCGGAUGGACCCCUGUGAAGACUAAAGUGGCCUUGGGACCAACUGCGAUAUGCAAGUCCUGUGAAUACCCACGUUCCGUCACCAUAAUGGGCGCCGAUGGUCGAUGUGGGAUUUGUCUAUGGAGCGAGUGGGCUACAGAAGAAGAGCGUGAAGUAGCGACCACCAAAAAUGUCACUAAGGAGGACAGCGAGAGCACUCUUGCAACGUGGGUGGAGUGCAACGUGUGGUCGUGUCGAGCCCAGUAUGUCGUUUACCGCCCCGAGGAGCUGAGAGUCAGACCGAAGUGCCAUUACUGUCGAGUUUCCCAAGAAGCGCCGGUAGUGGAAUGUCGCGAAUGCCUUAAUAGAAUCAUAUGGCCUGUCACCUACCGCCCAAAUGACAUUCGAGACUACACUUGCCACAUGUGCACGUCUGGGCAUAAAUCAAUCAUCGAAGAGGAGACCACAGCCACACAGUUGUCUCAGGAAAACACGACCUCGUGGCUCCUCCGCGACGACGAGAAACUACUCGAACUCUUCAAUAACCGUUCCCUCUUCCAUACAAUUACGACCUGCGGUCCCGCCUUCUUUCACCAGAAGAUCGAACUCUUCCCCCCCGCCGCCUUGCAGAACCUAACCCUCAAAGGCAAACCUCUUCAUAACGUCCCCUCCCUCAUCCUUGAGCUAGAAUCCUGGGUUUCCGGCCGCCGCGCUCAAGGAGGAAUCUGCACACUCUGCUUCACCUCCUACCGUAAAUCCGACCUCAUGCUCGCGUGUGGCCGGACCGGUUGUCUGCAAAAGAUCUGCAGAGGGUGUUUGGAGGGAUGGUAUGGCCUGAAUGGCCCGGGGCGCAUCAUCAAUACCGCAGCGCUGGCGUGUCCAUUCUGCCGCAGGGCGCCAACGGCUAAGACGCUGGCUAAGUACGGGAUGGGCAUCCACGCACUAGGACACCUGAGGGAGGCGGUUGAGGAACGAGGGAGCUGGAUCUAUGCCUGGUGCGGUGGUUGCGGGUGUGCUAAGCAGUACAUGGCGCGAGUCUGCGCGGCUGGUGCUCCCGCAGAACUGAGAGAUUGGAUGUGUGAGCCGUGCGCGGAGAAGUCUGGGGACAAGAUGAGGGAGAAGAUGAAGGAGUGUCCGGGGUGUGGGACCAUGACGGAGAAGAUUGGUGGGUGUAAUCAUAUUGCGUGUACAGUCCGAGAAUGUGAGACGCAUUGGUGUUUUCUUUGUGGAGGGAAGUUUGACCAGGAGAUGAUCUAUGAUCAUAUGCAGAAGGAUCAUGGAGGCUAUUAUGGGCACGGCGUUGCUGCCGAGGAGCAUGAGGACGAGGAGGAUGAGGAUGAGGACGAGGAGGCCGGAUGGUAUUAAGCUUCAUUGAUUACCGUUUACAAUUGAAGUCAAGAAGGGUGAUGAAGAAAUCUUCGACGGUGUUGUUGUCAGGGUCAAGUCACAUAUCAGCCGUCGCAUUUCCCCUGAACCAAGAGGACGGCAGUCAAGAUUUGAAUACUAAGAUUAUAAUUAUGCCUCU
Molecule: messenger RNA, 3549 nt
Organism: Amorphotheca resinae ATCC 22711
Lineage: Eukaryota; Fungi; Ascomycota; Leotiomycetes; Helotiales; Amorphothecaceae
Exons: 1
Coding region: 132-3389 (1085 amino acids)
Source: RefSeq, a predicted model, not a curated record